Molecule: messenger RNA, 1883 nt
Organism: Striga asiatica
Lineage: Eukaryota; Viridiplantae; Streptophyta; Magnoliopsida; Lamiales; Orobanchaceae
Source: the annotation of a GenBank genome assembly
GGGCAACCAAACUGAGCCUUAUUUUAUAAUUUUUUGGAUGUCCCUCCUAAUACACAAAUUACAACCCUACCAAUAUAUAAUAGAAUUUUUGACUUUUUCAUCUUCAGAUCGCACGUACAAAAUCGAACCCUAGUCCAAGAACACAAAUCGCACUCCAGCUUCAUCUCCCUCGGCAGAGUUAUAAUCUGGGUCCAUAGGUCAGAUCGCUGGCGCAUCUGCGGAACUCAUACACAUCUCCGACCGUGAGAACGAUGAACCCCUAAUUUCACAAAUGCUGUCAGCACCUAAACCUAGCGAUCCUUUCAUUUGCUCGGAGCUGAAAAAUCUGCAAGUCUUAGUCCACGCAGGGCAUGUACUUCUUCUGCCUGACCUACUAGGUUAAAGCCAUUAUCUUUUUGCUGGAGAAUCUUGAGAGUAGCACUGUUUUGCUUCUUUUCUGGAGGAAAAAAAAAAUGCGAGUUCUUCUCCGUGCAUUGACACAGCUUUCCAUCAAACCCUCAAAGUUACACACCCUCAGCCCUUUCCCUGCUAUCCAGAGAUCCUUUUCUACUCAGGAUGAAGGCGGAAAAAAGGAGUCUGAUUGGACAGCCCAUUUUGGUGGAACUGGGUCGUCAGGCUCUGACUCGCUUGGAUGGGAUGUGGGCCCCUCAUCGUGGUCCACUGGGCUCACGAAGGAACACUUUGAUGGUGAAGUAGUUGGGCAGCAGGUGAGUGCGGGUGCGGGCCAGAGAAAGCCCGGUACAGGUGGGCCCAAGGAUGGGUGGUAUUCAAAUGCAAGGUGGACUGAUGAGGAAGUCAAGAGAAUGAACGAAUUGGAGGCUGCGAAUCGUGAGGGGAAGGCUUUCGUAGAUAGCUGGGAUGAUAGAAUGGACGAAAUGACUGUGUUGAUGAAGCAGGCGAGGGAGCCUGGGGCCAGGGGUUCGUACUUGAAAGAUUCAGAGAAAGCAGAGAUGUACAAGAAGCACAAAGAGAAUCCGGAAGAGUACACAGUGGAAAGGCUGGCAAAGGAAUACAGGAUCAUGAGGCAGCGAGUGCACGCGAUUUUGUGGCUGAAGGAGGAUGAGGAGGAGGUGGAGAAGAAACUCGGUCACCCAUUGGAUGACUCUGUCGAGCAAUUACUCGAUACUUGUCCCGAGUUUUUUAACUCCCAUGAUAGAGAAUUCCACGUAGCAGCCCUGCCAUACAAACCGGAUUUCAAGGUCAUGCCUGAGGGUUGGGAUGGCACCACGCGGGACCCAGAUGAGGUGCACUAUGAGAUCUCAAUGAAAGAAGAUGAAAUGCUGUACCAAGAAUUUGUUCAGAGGAUGAAUUUUAACAAGAUGAAGAUGGCGAAGAAGGUGAAAUGCCACAAGUACAGCCGAAAGCGUCCAGACGAAGGCUGGAAUUUCACGGUUGAGAAACUCGGUAAGAAGGGGAAGCGUGGUAAUGGGGGUGGCUGGAAGUUUGUGAGUGAAGCCGAUGGUUCGACUCGACCUCUGAACGAGUUUGAAAAAAUGUUUGUCAAGAGAGAGACACCUCGCAGGCGAAAGAAAAUCCUCCCAUGAUGAUUUUCAUCUGAAUACAGUCUAGUCUCUCUGUAGUAGCUGUUUGAGUGAAAGAGUUGAAGAAUUGAGUUGCUUAGUCAAAUGAAACAUUUUUUUUGGGGGUUAAUUUUUCCUGAAAUAAUACAUGCACAAUGCUUUUCCAUAUUUUCUAAUGUUUUUUUGUGUUGUGCACUUGUGCUGGUUAUUGCACCUCUAGCUUUUCAUAUUUGAUUGUGGUAAUUGAGGAUUUAGUUUCGGAUUAUUGUUCCAUUGCGUGCUUGGAAAAAAUGAUAAUAGUGGAAUUAUUUUUGGUAUUACAACAUUGCCCCUUUAUAUCUAAGAAUUAAAAAUAAAAAAAAC